GUGGGUGCACGGUGCGGGCUUUUCCUGGUGCUGGAUUUGGGACUUAGUGCAGGGUUUGAGUUCUCCCCGUGCGGGCUUGGAGCUGCCCUGGUGCGGGAUUUGGGGCUGUGCCGGUGUUCGGGUUCUCCUGGUGUACAGUUGGAGUUCUCCCAGCUCAGUUUUUGCCUUCUCCUGGUAAAGAAUUGGAGCCUUCCUAGCGCUGGGCUUGGUGCACGGUUCGAGUUCUCCCCGUGCAGGAUUUGGGCUCUCCUGGUGUGGGGUUGAGGCUUUCUCGCUGCAGGGUUUGGUGCUUUCUCAGCGCGGCUCUGGGGUUCUCUUGGUGCAGGAUUCAGAGCCCCGUGGUGCAGGAUUUGGGGCUCCCCCGGUGCGAGGUUCGGCCUCUCCUCAUUGCAGGGUUCGGCGUUUUCUCACCGUGCCCUUGGGUUUCUCUCGGUGCAGAUUCGGCGCUCUCCCUGCGCGCAGAUCUCGGUGCUCCGCAUCACCCCGACUCCUCACAUCCCAUGGCAGCCCCUGGAGCCGGCAGCUGCUGGCAGGAUCCUCUGGCGGUGGAGGGCACGACGUGCCGCCCGGUGUGCGGGACGCGGGGCGGGCGGGCGCUGAGCGCGGUGUUCGUGCCGAGCUGCCGGUCGGCUCCGUGCCCGGCGCUGCGCUCCCUGCGGGCCGCCUGCCGCCAGCUGCGGGGCCGGCUGCGCACCGUGCCGUUCGGCCGCCUGGCGCUGGGGGACACCGCAGCCCUGGAUCUCUUCUAUAACGCAGAUGUGGCCGUGGUGGAGCUCAGUGAUGCCGCCUGCCAGCCCUCGCUCUUCUACCACCUGGGGGUCCGGGAGAGUUUCGAUAUGUCCCACAACGUGCUGCUCUGCUGCCGCUCUGUGCUGCCCGCCCUGCGGGCCCUGCAGGAGGACAUCUGCCAGAAGAACUCGGACCUGUGUGGCAGUUACACCUUCAUCCCCUACACGGUGACGGCCCACGGAGAGGUGCUGUGCUGUGACAGCAGUUCUGAGCAGUGCCCCGCUGAGCUCCCCCAGCCCGGCUGCGGCACGGAGCCCUGCACCCCGCUGACAGCACGGCUCAUCCAGCUGCUGGAGGCCAUCCCCACCAACUCCUGCGGGUAUUUUCGGGACACCCUCCGACGUGACAUCCGCCGGGUGCGGGAGCUGUUCCGGGGCGAGCAGCUGAGCCGUGAGCUGAGGAGCAUCCAGCAGCGCCUGGACAGCGUGGAGCUGCUCAGCCUGGACAUCGUGGUCAGCCUGCUGCUGUCCUACCGCGAUGCGCAGGAUUACGACUCCAUCAUCUCUCUGGUGGACGCCCUGCACUCCCUGCCUACCUGCGACGUGGCCGAGCAGCCCAACGUUUGCUUCCAUUACGCCUUCGCCCUCAGUCGGAGGAACCGUGCUGGAGACCGCGAGAAGGCUCUGUCAGUGCUGCUGCCUGCCGUGCAGCACCGGGACACGGCGGCACCCGACCUGCUCUGCCUCUGCGGCCGCAUCUACAAAGAUAUGUUCAUCAGCUCUGGCCUCACUGACACGGAGACGCGGGACCGAGCGCUGUACUGGUACAGCAAAGCCUUCGAGCUGGAGCCCAGCCUCCACGCGGGCAUCAACGCUGCCGUCCUCCUCGUCGCCUCCGGCCAUCGCUUCGACACCUCGCUGCGGCUGCAGCAGAUCGGCGUGAAGCUGAGCUGCCUGCAGGGCCGUAAGGGCAGCCUGGAGGAGCUGCGGCACUACUGGGAUGUGGGCUUCUGCCUGGGGGCCGGAAUCUUGGCCAACGACCUGGGCAAAGUCAUCCAGGCCUCUGAGAAGCUCUACAAGCUCAACGCGCCGGGAUGGUACCUGGUGUCCUUCAUGGAGACGUUCCUGCUCUACAAACACUUCCAGCAGAGCCCAGCGCUGCCAUCCGCCCGGCAGGAGCUGGCUGACUUCUGGCUGGGCUUCCUGCUCACCUCCUGCCAGCCCUUCGUGCCUGAGCCGCGAGGCCCAGUGGGGAGCAGCCCUGGGGACCCGGGGACAGAUGAGGGGACACGGGGUGACCACGUGUGGUGGCUGCAGGUCCUCGUCCUGGAGCACGGCAAGGUGCUGCAGCCGGCACGGCUGGCGCUGCGCAGUGCGGCGGAGGAGCCCGCUGUGAUGCUCAGCCUCGUGUGCCCCACAGAAGAGAAAGCAGUGUCGAGCUGGAAGUUCCCACCCGCAGCCAUCCGGGGCGUCAGCAUCUGCAAGAGCGACGAGCGGGGCUGCUUUCUCUACGUGGUUCACACUGAGCACUUCCAGCUGUACUUCCCCUCCCAGCAGCACUGCCAGUGGUUCUGUGAGCAGGUCCAAUCCUUCCUGGCGGAGCAGGGCAGUGAGGAGCUGCUCGGCAGCACGCAGCCCAUCCUGGAGUACAGCUAUGAGUGCACCGAGUCGGGUGAGCGCGUGGUCCUGGGCAGGGGCACUUAUGGGGUCGUCUACGCCGGGCGCUGCCUCGGCACCCAAGUGAGGAUCGCCAUCAAGGAGAUCCCGGAGCGGGACAGCCGCUGCUCACAGCCCUUGCACGAGGAGCUGGCCUUGCACAAGCGCCUGCGGCACAGGAACAUCGUGCGGUACCUGGGCUCCGUCAGCCAGGAUGGCUUCAUCAAGAUCUUCAUGGAGGAGGUGCCGGGAGGGAGCCUCUCGUCCCUGCUGCGCUCCAAGUGGGGUCCCCUGAAGGACAACGAGCCCACCAUCAUCUUCUACACCCGCCAGAUCCUCAACGGGCUCAGUUACCUCCACGACAACCACAUCGUGCACCGGGACAUCAAGGGUGACAACGUCCUCAUCAACACAUACAGCGGCGUGCUGAAGAUCUCCGACUUCGGCACCUCCAAGCGGCUGGCGGGCAUCAGCCCCAGUGCUGGCAGCUUCACGGGCACCCUGCAGUACAUGGCCCCCGAAAUCAUCGACCGAGGGCCGUGGGGCUACGGGAAGCCGGCAGAUAUCUGGUCCUUGGGCUGCACCGUCAUCGAGAUGGCCACGGGCAGACCGCCCUUCUACGAGCUGGGCAGCCCCCAGGCGGCCAUGUUCAAGGUGGGCAUGUUCAAGGCACACCCGGAGGUGCCCGGCUCCAUGUCGGACGAGGCCAAGGCUUUCAUCCUGCGCUGCUUCGAGGCUGACCCGGCCCUGAGGGCGACGGCAUCCGCGCUGCUGCAGGACCCGUUCCUGGCUGGUGCCAGGCGUCCCCGCAGCCAGAGGGCGCCCACAGCGAGAGGCGGUUCACCUCGCGAUGGGGACGCGGUGGGGACUGACAGCGCUGAGGGACGUCCAGCCUUUGGGGACGGGGUGGGGGGCACCGCGGGCAGCACCCCGCUCCCACAGCGCCACGGCGAGGCAGCGCCGGGUCACAGCACCAGCUCCGACCUCACCCUGCGCUCAUCCUCACCCGAGGAGAGCGGGGACAGCUUCGUGCUGCAGGACAUCCAGCACCGCGCCACCCUGCUGUGCAUCCUGAGAGCCGAGGCGCCGGGCAUCACUGCUGCCCUGCAGGAGAGCCAGAGCGCGGUGGGACCAAGGCUGAGCUCGGAGCACAUCGCCCAGCUGCUGAGCUGCCUGCAGAGCUACAUCCAGAGCCCCCAGCAGCCCCGGCUGCGCCGCGACCUCCUGCAGCUGCAGGCAAGGCUGAGGGAGGAUGGGAUCGGUGUGCGGCGACUGCAGGCACCGCUGCUCCACUUCCAGGCUGUGGUGAGAGGCUGGGAUACGGCGUGGGGAUGGGGCUGCUCCUGCAUGGUGCUGCUCCAGCAUGCUGACACUGUUGCUCCAGCACAGUGUUGCACAGCGCCAUUCUGGCACGGCGUUGCACACACACGUUGAUGCUACAGAACUGUGUCACCGGCACGGUGCUGCUCUGGCACAGUGUUGUUCCUACAUGGU
This is a messenger RNA of Centrocercus urophasianus (Greater sage-grouse), 3878 nucleotides long. It is a transcript of the gene MAP3K6, whose product is annotated as mitogen-activated protein kinase kinase kinase 6. The transcript has 22 exons. NCBI's taxonomy places the organism in Eukaryota, Metazoa, Chordata, Aves, Galliformes, Phasianidae. Gene Ontology annotation, biological process: MAPK cascade; cellular response to stress; protein phosphorylation. The record is from RefSeq and is a predicted model, not a curated record. Bases 501 to 3818 code for a protein of 1105 amino acids. Gene Ontology annotation, molecular function: ATP binding; MAP kinase kinase kinase activity.